GCAACGUUGUAAAAGGAUCCCGACGCUCCCAAAAAGUCAGGAUCAUCUUGGCGCUCAUUGGUUGACUUUCAUGUCAAUCCGUCUUCUUCUCCGCCCAACAACAAUACACACAACGGUCAGUGUCGGAAGCUGCAUAUUGGAUGGUUUAAAACAACUUGCCCAAGAUGUCAGAGAGCUGCUCGAGAAAAACAAAGGCACCAUCCUUAAAGAUGUUAAUGUAACGAAAGGGUUUCUUGUGUGACGCCCAGCUAUAAGCGAGAUAUUAAAAAAAGUUGCCAAACUGGAGUGUGCUGAAGAAAGAAAGGACAGUUUGUCCCUGGUACACUGACCGUCGGUCUGUGAAGGAGAGGAAAAAAUGAAGUUCGCUCAGUUUUUGCUGAAAAACAGCUCAGUAGCUGGGAUCCCUAAACAAGUGGAGAGGUUUUCCAAGUUUUCCCCUUCUCCUUUGUCCAUGAAGCAGUUCAUUGACUUUGGCUCAGCCAAUGCAUGUGAGAAGACCUCCUUUGUGUUCCUGCGGCAGGAGCUUCCUGUCAGACUUGCCAACAUCAUGAAGGAAAUUGAUUUCCUCCCUGACAAGCUCCUCAGCACUCCUUCCUUAAAGCUCCUCACCAGCUGGUAUUCACAGAGUUUGUUGGAGCUUAUAGAGUUUUUAGAGGAAAACCCAGAUGAUAAGGACGUACUGACAAAAUUUACACAGGCUCUGGUUAGCGUCCGUAAUCGGCACAACAACGUGGUGCCCACCAUGGCUCAGGGUGUGGUGGAGUACAAGGAGGCCUUCGGCGUGGACCCCGUCACCAACCAGAACGUCCAGUACUUCCUGGACCGCUUCUACAUGAGCCGCAUCUCCACACGCAUGCUCAUGAACCAGCACACAUUAAUCUUCGAGGGCAGCGUGAACCCAGCCCAUCCCAAACACAUCGGCAGCAUUGAUCCCAGCUGUGACGUUGUGGAGGUAGUAAAAGAUGCAUAUGAGUCAUCAAAGAUGCUGUGUGAGCAGUAUUACCUGACCUCUCCUGAUAUGGAGGUCACAGAAGUAAAUUCCAAAAACCUUGGCCAGCCUCUCCACAUCGUCUACGUGCCAUCCCACCUCUAUCAUAUGCUGUUCGAACUCUUCAAGAACGCCAUGAGAGCUACAGUAGAGACCCAUGAGACGAGCCCGACGUUGCCCCCGAUCAAAGUGCGAGUUUCACUGGGCACCGAGGACCUCACUAUCAAGAUGUCUGACAGAGGAGGUGGAGUCCCUCUGAGGAAGAUUGAGCGCCUAUUCAGCUACAUGUACUCCACAGCUCCCAGUCCCGUCCACGCAGACAAUUCUCGUAACGCACCUCUGGCUGGUUUUGGUUAUGGCCUGCCCAUCUCCCGUCUGUAUGCCAAGUAUUUUCAGGGAGACCUGCAGCUCUACUCUAUGGAAGGUUAUGGCACCUCAGCUGUCAUAUAUUUGAAGGCGCUGUCCUCUGAGUCAGUGGAGAGACUUCCUGUUUUCAACAAGUCCGCCUUAAGGCAUUACCAGAGCAGCACAGAGGCUGAUGACUGGUGCAUGCCCAGCAAGGAUCCAAAGAAACUGGGCAAUUACGAGAGGAGUCGCUGAUGACGGACUGAUGGAGGUAGCGGAGGAAACUCUAAAAUAAUAGAAAUAAAUGAAGAAAUAAUAGAUUUAAGAAGAGGGUCCAUGUGGGGAGAAAUGGAUAAACUUGUACUGUAAGUGGGAGAAGGCAUGUUCCUGGACUUGGACUUCAGCAAUGUGGAAUCUGGAUUCCUUUCUCUCCCAAGAAAGAAGCCUAGAAGGAGAAAAUUGCUCAUCAUAUGGUAUCAAGAAUCAGAUAAAUACGCAGAAAUAACUAAGCUGAACUAUUACUGCCUGAGCAUGAUUUCAGAGCAGCCUCUGGGGCAAUUUAAUCCAACAAAAGCUCACCACAUUUCAUUUUAUUAUAUGACCAUUACAGGCUGAUGAUGGUAAUGGAACAAGUGAAGUAUUAAUCCCAUUUUAGCUAUAAUAACAUGGUUACACUGUGAAACAAGCAUGCAAGCUGUUUGUGUUGGUGCUCGUUAUUUUGUUUCAAAGUUUGUCAUUUAAAAAUAUUAAGACUAGCUUGGUAUGGCUGUAUUAUUAUUAUUGCAUUACAUUGAAUUGUAAAACUCAAAGCCCAGUGAAGGCUAGCUACAGUGGGGUCACUCAAGCUUAACAUGUUUGGUCCCAUCAUAAUCACAAAGGGUGCAAUGUUUGUUCUCCUUCUUGUUUCUUGUUCAUGUAGGCAUUUAUUUUUUUGUCUUGCAGCAUUGCUUCAUACACAUAACUUCUGCAUUUCAUCAUCAGUUCUCACACUACUGGAACAUUUCAGACACUAAAAGAAGGAAUUAACUCUUAACCAUCAAUGUAACUCAGUUGUGCCAUUUUUAGUCUUUAGCUUCUUCAGAGAAAUGUAAAUACAAUGUGAUCCUGUUAAACGAGGAUUCUGAAUGUCAGUAAACUACCUGCCCGAAGCCUUAAGUGUUGAACUCUGAGAUAAUUUUUGGCUGGACUUCAGGGACCUGCCCUAUAAACAUGAAUGUCUGUCCCCAGCUGACUGAGUGAGUCACUGACUGAGUGAUGAAGUUACGCCAUUGGUCAGGUGAGUGAUGUAACUUCAUCACUCGCCUCGGCCGGGUGUUGCCACUUCCUGUAUCUGUCAUUUCAAAUUAGCAUUUCAUACACUGUCAGUUCAGUUAAGUAGUUUAUUGUCCCACUGGGAGAAAUUUGGCUUGUAGCAGAACACAGGAAAAACAAUGAUAAUACACACAUAACAGUAUAACAAUAAAAUCUGUAAAAAGAUGGAUUUUGUACAGGAUUGGGUAAGACAAAGUGCUACAGUGUUAAGUGUGAGCAAAAACUGCAUAGGUGCAGGGAAACAUCUACGUUUGGUGCAAGUUAAGCAUGCGUUUUGCUAUAAGAACAAAGGAAAAUGGAAAUCUAUUGCACUUUGCCCUGGGAAACCUGUACCUCUCACCUGAAGAGAAAAGUUCAAAUGCCUCAAAGAGAGGAUGGUCUGCCAUAUACUAGCCAUAUACUAGGUUUUGACCUAAUCUUGUUAAACUUGGACUGAUGUGAAUAUCAGACGGUGUAUCGAAAAAUGUAAGCAUAAAUAUGCUUGAUAGAUGUACGUUUCCAUAAGGAAAAAUUAUAUGUGCUCUUCUGGAGAGGUGGAAUUGUUUAAACUUAGUAUUGCAAUAUAUUUGAAGUUACUAUGUAUGUUUGUGUGUAUGGUUGAAUUGUGAAUAAUUGAUACAGUAUUGUGAAUUCUGGGGUUGUCCUUUAGUUGUACGAAAUCCCAAUUUAGCCGUGAACUCCACAACACAUUUUCUCUGUUGACAUAAAGUCAACAUGAACUUUUUUCAGUGCUUUGUAAGAGUAACAGUGUAUAAUUGCACAGUGGAUCUCUACAUGUUGAUGGUAAUGGGAUAUUAUCACCGAAGUGCUUUGUAAUGACAUGUAUUGUUUAAAUACUUAUUUACUACCUACUCUACAGGGUUUGAAGGCCCGUGUUAAACCUGUAUGUUGUACUGCAGGGAACUGUGCUUCAGUACUGUACUAUAUGACAUACUUUGAGGCAUCAUACUCAGAUUUGUGUAGCAUGUUAUCUGUAUCUGAUAAAAUUAUACAUAGAGUCCAGUGUAAGAGACACAUAUGAACAACAUGGACAGGUGCUCAGACACUGAAACAGUACAACAGUUACUGCUGUUUGCAAGCUGUAUUACAGAUAUUGCGUUAUCUGUAAAAAAAAAAAAAAAAAAAAAAAACUUAACUAAAAAAAAAACACAUGUUCCAUCUCCUCAUUACACAACAGUCAUACUUUCCUAAAAUUUACUUCUUAAGUCCACCUUUGCCUAUUUUUAAGCUAUUAGAAUUGCAGUGAAAAAUCAAAUGUCUAUUAAAAUAAUAAUUUCACAAGUUUUAGAUUUUUAUGAUUGUCUCUGAAGUCAAUGUUUAGCAAUUGACAUUUCAUGCUGUAGUAACAUCACUCAAAGGCCAAGUGUUACUGUACUGAAGUUGUGGUUCACCACUAAAAAGGACCAGUAAAUGUAAAAAAUAAAAAUCUCACGUCACUUCUCAAUA
Messenger RNA from Thunnus maccoyii (southern bluefin tuna), 4090 nucleotides. It is a transcript of the gene pdk4, whose product is annotated as pyruvate dehydrogenase kinase, isozyme 4. Gene Ontology annotation, cellular component: mitochondrion. NCBI's taxonomy places the organism in Eukaryota, Metazoa, Chordata, Actinopteri, Scombriformes, Scombridae. The coding region runs from base 356 to 1588 and encodes 410 amino acids. The record is from RefSeq and is a predicted model, not a curated record. Gene Ontology annotation, biological process: protein phosphorylation; regulation of glucose metabolic process. The transcript has 11 exons. Gene Ontology annotation, molecular function: pyruvate dehydrogenase (acetyl-transferring) kinase activity.